AUGGCUAUGACUGGAAAGGGUCAAAUAAUCAAUCUUGAAGAGACAGAGUCUUCAGUGGAUGAUGAUCAACAGCUUGAGGAGAAAGUAGGAGAAAUGGAGGAUGUCUUCUUGGAACCUGGGGAGGCAAACUUGAAAGACCCAGAUUUUACAGUCUUGAAUGUUGGCACAGUGCUUGUCAAAAGAGAUGAUGAAGCAGGAGCUAUCUGGUUGCAGGAUAAGAUUGUACAAACAGGUCCCAACCAAAAACCUGGUCAUGUCAUCAUUCUUGUGGAGUGCGGCCUGAGUUGCAUGUUCCUUGGCAAACCAUCAGUUUGA
Molecule: messenger RNA, 315 nt
Organism: Coccidioides immitis RS
Lineage: Eukaryota; Fungi; Ascomycota; Eurotiomycetes; Onygenales; Onygenaceae
Exons: 2
Coding region: 1-315 (104 amino acids)
Source: RefSeq, a predicted model, not a curated record